Messenger RNA from Trichophyton benhamiae CBS 112371, 1470 nucleotides. RefSeq lists its product as uncharacterized. Gene Ontology annotation, molecular function: RNA binding. The transcript is spliced from 3 exons. Lineage: Eukaryota; Fungi; Ascomycota; Eurotiomycetes; Onygenales; Arthrodermataceae. Bases 1 to 1470 code for a protein of 489 amino acids. The record is from RefSeq and is a predicted model, not a curated record.
AUGUUUAUUGGUGGAUUGAACUGGGAGACUACAGACCAAUCACUCAAGGAAUACUUUUCCCAGUUUGGAGAAGUCCACGAAUGUACUGUUAUGCGAGAUGGAGCGUCUGGUCGAUCGAGAGGGUUUGGUUUCCUUACAUUCACUGACCCAAAGACUGUAAAUACGGUCAUGGUCAAGGAGCAUUACUUGGAUGGUAAAAUUAUCGACCCUAAACGAGCAAUACCUCGAGACGAACAGGAACGGACCAGUAAGAUUUUUGUUGGUGGAGUGAGCCAGGAAGCCACCGAACAAGAGUUCAAGCAAUUUUUUAUGCAGUUUGGCCGCGUUGUCGAUGCAACCCUCAUGAUUGACAAAGAUACUGGGCGGCCUCGAGGAUUUGGUUUUGUUACCUUUGAUAGUGAAGCUGCUGUCGAGGCAACCCUCUCAGUCCCUCUGGAGAUCCACGGGAAAGCAAUUGAGGUAAAAAAGGCGCAACCUCGCGGCAACCUCAGAGAUGAUGAGGAGAGCCGGCGGUUAGGCAAACGUGGGUUCCGCGAUGAUCGAUUCAAAGAUGACCGUGGCAGUGGAUCCGAUUCAGGCCAGCAAAGCAAUACCCAGAACCAAACAAACAUGGCGGGUGGCAUGACACCACAAAUGAUGGCCCAAUAUUGGCAACGGAUGCAACAAUACUUUGCUCUAAUGCAGCAGCAAAUGGCUUCUGCUCAGGCCCAAGGCAUGAACCCGGCCAUGGGAGGCAUGAACCCGGCUGUCCUCCAACAAAUGCAGCAGAUGCAGCAGAUGCAACAAAUGAAUCAAAUGAAACAACAGCCAGGUGCUCAGCAAGGAGGAAUGCCUCCAGCCUCCCCGACACCCCCCAACGCACAAGGCAUGCAAGGAAUGAUGAACCCCAUGCAACAACAGAUGCAAAUGCAACAGAUGCAACAAAUGAACCAAAUGCCAAAUCAAGGCCAAACAGGACCUGGAUUCACAGGUGGUGGUAUGGGUGGCCAGAUGGGAGGAAACGUUGCUGCUGGCCCCGGCCCAACUGGUUCAGCUGGCACCCCUCCAAUGCCUGGAAACUUUGCAAACAACAGGGGAGGUCCAGGGUACAAUGCCCAGGAACAAAUUGCAUUCGAACAACAGAAGUAUGAACAGCAGCAAGCUCGACGGGCGGCCGAUCCGCGGACAUUCCCAGGAUAUCAGCAAGGCAACCAAUCUUGGGAGGGGAUGUAUGAUGAUACCCCCCAACCUAACCUCCCGACUGGUCCUCAAGGUAUGGGCCGUGCUGGAAGCGCUGGAGGGCCUAUGGGACGGGGUAUGUCUCCCAAUGUUGGGAAUAAGCCUCCGCAACCAGUUGCAUCGCCUCAGCCACAGAGUGCUCCUCCCGCAAAUGCUCCUACCGGCCCCCGAAAUGCUGGAAGGCCGGGUGCUAACUAUCGUGGAGGAGGACGUGGAGCCCACCGAGGCUUCCAUCCCUAUUCCCGCGGUUGA